GUAUUUAACCCUUGCUCAGAAAGUAGUUCAGGCACGCAUGUACGCACAAGCUUUGACUAUCAUUAUGGUACUAAUGACAGCAGGUUUAUCUAUGUCUCCCAAACAGCCAAAAAAAAUACCUGCUGGAUCAGACUACUGGAAAGAAAUGGUUGAAGCUGAAGAAAGAAAAAUGAACAAAGUCCAAUAA
Scutellospora calospora is the source of this 187-nucleotide messenger RNA. The record is from the annotation of a GenBank genome assembly. NCBI's taxonomy places the organism in Eukaryota, Fungi, Glomeromycota, Glomeromycetes, Diversisporales, Gigasporaceae.